Molecule: messenger RNA, 1387 nt
Organism: Notothenia coriiceps (black rockcod)
Lineage: Eukaryota; Metazoa; Chordata; Actinopteri; Perciformes; Nototheniidae
Gene: alkbh2
Product: alkB homolog 2, alpha-ketoglutarate dependent dioxygenase
Exons: 4
Coding region: 243-992 (249 amino acids)
Biological process (GO): DNA alkylation repair
Molecular function (GO): cytosine C-5 DNA demethylase activity; broad specificity oxidative DNA demethylase activity; ferrous iron binding
Source: RefSeq, a predicted model, not a curated record
CUAUCAUUUGCUUCGUGUGGCCCACUGAUGUUGACGAUCGUAACUGAAAGGCUGCCUGACAAACGUAAACAUUCAGCCACGUCACUUGCAAACUCUCGCUAGAGUUGUACACAACACGGAUCCUUUCUAGCCAUAACCAAAGUAAAGGGUCGAGCAUUGCUUCGAGAACAAUCUAUGGUUUUCAUCAAUUCUGUGUCCUUAACAAUCCUUAAACUGAGAACCCCAGACAACAGGUGACUGCAAUGGAAACGUUUGUGAAAAAACGCUCCUUCAUUAGUGAAGCCAGAAGUCCACAGAAGAAGAUCAAACUGGAGAGUGAUGAGGGGAUGGAGCAGGAUGAGGAAGAUGAGGAGUUUUCUCAUCCUGUUCCCUGGCAGAAAAUAGAAGCAGAAGGACUAGACUGUGAUUAUGCUCUGCUGUUCUCCAAAGAAGAAGCAGACAACCUCUUUAAACAGCUGGAGGAGGAGGUGGUGUACUCAACAGGGGAAGAAGCUAAGGUCCAGGUGUUUGGAAAGGUGUACGAUAUACCAAGAAAGCAAGCCACAUAUGGAGAUGCAGGUCUCACCUACACUUAUUCAAGAGUGACACGUUUAGCCAACUCUUGGACUCCAACCUUGGAAUAUAUACGGGAUGCUGUCACUAAAACAACUGGACGAGCGUUCAACUUCGUCUUGGUCAACAGGUACAAAGAUGGCCAGGAUCACAUGGGCGAGCAUCGUGAUGAUGAGAAGGAGCUGGACCCCCUCUGUCCCAUCGCCUCCAUCUCUCUGGGAGCGCCACGAGACUUUAUCUUCCGGCACAGAGAUGCUCGGGGGAAACAGAGCCUCAGGCAGAUUGAACCCGUGAAGCUGGAGCUCGCUCACGGGAGCCUCCUCCUCAUGAACUCCCCGACCAACACUUUCUGGUACCACAGCCUGCCUGUCCGCAAGAAGAGUUCCCUGCCUCGCAUCAACCUCACAUUUAGACGCAUCGUAGUUGACAGAAAGAAAUGACCAGCAGGGGGAUUAGCAACCUGGCCAUUGGUCCAAGAACCUUCUGACUAAGGGACAAUUAAGGCUGAAAGGACAAGUCACAUGCUGUUCUUGGCCACAUGGACAAAUAACGCUAAGCUAAUAUGUUUUUUUAGCUGAAUCUGAGAGACUAUAAUGACCGCACAAGUCAGGACUGUUUACUUGGACUCUUAAGAAUCAGAAUAUUUUUUACAGUGAACUUAUUUGUGUUAAAAAUGACCCAAACGUCUGACUGACUUGAUUUCAAACUAUCAUUUCAGUAACUUGUCCUCCAGUUGUAUGGUGAAGCAGCUGGCUAUGUCUCCAAAGAAAGAUAGAAACGUUGCCAGAGCGAUGGAACACUUUCCUUAUUACAAAUAAAAAAAACGUAUUGAAAG